Molecule: messenger RNA, 1368 nt
Organism: Volvox carteri f. nagariensis
Lineage: Eukaryota; Viridiplantae; Chlorophyta; Chlorophyceae; Chlamydomonadales; Volvocaceae
Exons: 11
Coding region: 1-1368 (455 amino acids)
Molecular function (GO): nucleic acid binding
Source: RefSeq, a predicted model, not a curated record
AUGGACACCUGCGCUGUCGUUGAACAUGGCAUCGUCGCAAAACUGCGCCGCAGCUUUGGUUUCAUAGCUUGCCCACACCGCGUCCAUGAUGUGUUCUUUCACGAAUCCUCGCUUGAGGAUUGCAGCUUGGAGCAGUUCUCCGAAGGCACCGCCGUCACGUUCAUAUUGGAGCACGUUAAUGGCGGCAAGCCCGUCGCCACGCGCGUGCGCCUUGCACCCAUCGGCACCCGCACUCAGUUGACGCAACUGGAACCUGGCACAUACUUCGGCCGAGCGGACCUCAGCACCAGCGCCGGCGCCGGCAUCAGCGCCAAGCUGCUCCAGGGGCCCAGCCAGUCCGGCGCCGCCGGCGCCGGCGCCGCUGCCGCUGCCGCCAACACCCCUGUGACCACAGCGCCUAACUACCUGCCGAAGGGCCAAUUUGUUUUCUUCCGCAUCUGUACGGACACACGCGCCGCGCAGAUGGCGCAGGAGGCCGCAGCGCGCGGCUCCACCGCCAAGCCCGUCAAGCGCCUAGCCUACCAGAGGGCCGUCGAAGUACGGCCGGUGGACCGCGCCAAGCUGGCUGCCAGUGCGCGGCCCUGGCUGCAGCGCCAGGCGGCUUUGUUGGAGGUGCUGGAGGAGGCGGUUCAGACAUUGCCAGUGGACGUUCUCUGUGCGGCCAAGGUCCAGCCUAGGUCCGCGUCAAGGCUGCGAUCUGUUGAACAGAAGCCGCUCAACGCACUGCGGCGCACCGCGGAGGAGCGAGGAAGGUACGAGCCAGCCAUGUACAGUGCAAAAUCUUCUCGACUGGCCCAAUCGCCUAACAAGGACGUUGCGCGUGCGUGUUUUCGUUACGUGCCCGUAACGCGAGGUCUUGCCCCAGAUGCAGCACUGAUCGGCUCGGCCUGGCGUCGGCGGGCUCCCGAGAGGCGGCCCCCCCCAGCAUGGCGGCAGGGGGAGACAGCACGCGCGCGGGAGGGGGUUGGUUCAGGGGGCGGGGCUGAGGCGCCCGCACCCGGGACAACCCCCCUGGGCCCUAUACCCCCCGUGCCGUGCCGUGUGGCACGAGUUGGCCACAUCCUGCGGCACUACAGGGUGAUUGCGUGUGAGCGUGUGUGGGUGUGGGUGUGGGUGUGGGUGUGGGUGGGUUUGUGGUGUGGAGACGACCUGGAGUGGGAACUCAUGCAGCCCCCCCAGCAUGUAACCUGGGGGGUCAUCCUGGUCCGGCUUCAUAUCCAUGUGCAGCUGCUGUGCUGCAACCGGCUGACCCCCUGGUCCAUCUGGCUUGUUUCCAAGGAUGAUGACCUGGAAAUGGCUGCUGUGAUCCACCCUGCAGCCAGUCUGAUCAGUCCUAUAGUACCCGGCCAGACUGCUCGCCAAGCCUGA